Molecule: messenger RNA, 297 nt
Organism: Strongylus vulgaris
Lineage: Eukaryota; Metazoa; Nematoda; Chromadorea; Rhabditida; Strongylidae
Source: the annotation of a GenBank genome assembly
UGGAACGAGCAUGCGAAUCUGGCCUACCUCUUCAAACGUGGCGCACCAAUAAUUGUAUUGGAUACCUUGCCAGCGGAGGCAAGUUGGUACAUGGAGGCCCUUCAAGCCACUACAACAGAUGACAAAAGCCCUGAGCGAAUGCUAAGCAACAGCAGUGUUCAAGAAAAGAAUAUUUCUGAACGAGAAGUCAUCCCGGACACUGCGGCAGGAAGUGAACAUCAAUGCUUGACUUCUUCUGAGUCUGGUGAAAUUAUGCAACAGAACGAGCAGGAUAAGAAGAAUCUGACAGGUACUUAA